This is a messenger RNA of Cherax quadricarinatus, 1879 nucleotides long. Lineage: Eukaryota; Metazoa; Arthropoda; Malacostraca; Decapoda; Parastacidae. The record is from RefSeq and is a predicted model, not a curated record.
CUGUGUUGUCACUCCACCACCUCAAUAUACCUCCACAGUGUGCGACGCUCUGUUGUUGAACUUCACAACACCACACAACUUAUGUGUCUUCCUUCACAGUGUGGGAUGAUGAAGUCAACGACGAUGUGUGUACUGGUGGUGAUGCUAGUGGGAAGCAUCAUGGGGAAGUUGUCUCCACCUGAGAGGUCCUAUAAGAUCCUCAUGCUCCUCCCAGUCUCCUCCAGGAGUCACAGGAAUGUCUUCACUCCUCUCGCUGAGGCUCUGGCCGACCGUGGACAUAAAAUAGUAAUGUUGACCAAUCAACCGAAGUCGUCCAAACAUCCUAACAUUGAAGAUAUUCCUCACGACCUCCCAUACUUCAGGUUGGAUAGUAUUAACGUUUUCGACAACAGGAAGAACCAGAGUAGACCCAUGCAAAUCUUAGAGACUGUUCUACCAGCUGUUGCUAGGGAGUUGUACAAAGUCCCUGUGGUGAAGGACCUUUAUAAAAAAAGGAAGGAAUUUGAUGUUAUGGUGAUUGAUCAACUGUUCAACGAAGUUGCAUAUCCCUUCCUGCACGAAGUUCCCUUCAUUACACUAUCAACAUCAGGGAUGGAACCACGCCAGAGUGCCGUUCUCGGCAACGUUGUCAACCCAGCCUACGUCCCUAACUUCAUGCAAGACUACCCAAAACCCAUGAACCUCUGGAAUCGCUUCUGCAAUACGUUGGCACAAAUUAGAUUGGCGCUUUACUGGCGGAAAUGGACCAUUGUGCCAAUGGUACAAAAAGAGAUCUCAGCUCAGUUCCCGGAGCUGCCACUGUUGUUGGACCUGGAGAGGAACGUGAGUUUAUCGCUGCUCAACAGUCACUUUUCUAUCAGCACACCACUGCCUCUCCUGCCCUCACAGGUGGAGGUGGGCGCCAUGCACUGUCGUCCUGCCAACCCUCUUCCUGAAGAAUUAGAAUCGUGGAUCACUGGAUCGGGAUCUUCUGGCGUAAUUUACUUCAGUUUGGGAUCUGUUGCUCGCAGUUCCUCAAUGCCAGUCCAGUACCGCGACCUCUUCAUCCAGGCUUUCCGCAGGCUGCCACAGCGAGUCAUCUGGAAAUACGAGGAAGAGCUGGAGGACGUCCCUGACAACGUGAUGAUCAGCAAGUGGCUUCCCCAGCAAGACAUUCUUGCUCACAACAACGUGAAGGUGUUCAUCACACACGGUGGUCUCCUCAGUAUGCAAGAAGCCAUCUACCACGCCACGCCACUCCUCGCUCUACCUAUCUUCGGUGACCAACCCAGGAACGGUAUUUUUAUUAAGAAAUCUGGAUUAGGAGACUUUUUGAUAUGGGAAGAACUUACUGCCGACAUGAUCAUUGACUCUCUCACCGAAAUUCUUAACGAACCCAAGUAUAAGGAAAACGUGCUGAGGAUGUCAGUGCCACUGCAUGAUCAGCCUGUACCACCCACGGAGCUGGCAGUGUUCUGGACGGAGUACGUCAUCCGUCACAGAGGUGCGCCCCAGCUGAGGUCACCAGCGGCACAGCUCUCCUGGGUGGAGUUCCUCAUGCUGGACGUUAUCUUCAUACUCCACUUGGCAAUAAUUGUCCUUCUAUUCAUUCUACGUCGCGUCUUCAGAGUCAUCACUGCUAAAAUCUUCGGAAGUAGUGGCAAAAUGAAGAAGAAAAAUGAGUAGCAAUACCUUCAUUGUGGGCAGGAGUACAUUGUGUUAAAAAGUAGGUCGCUCGUGCCUCUCGCAGCUACUGGAUCAGUAUGAUAUGGUCUUGGAUGCAUUGGAAGAACAACAGAAAGAAGGUGCAAUAUACACAGCCUUUGAAAAAGCCUUUGACAAGUGCCAUCAUGGUGUAAUAGCGCACAACAUACGUGCUAAAUAAAUAGCUGGUAGAGUG